Molecule: messenger RNA, 486 nt
Organism: Lactuca saligna
Lineage: Eukaryota; Viridiplantae; Streptophyta; Magnoliopsida; Asterales; Asteraceae
Source: the annotation of a GenBank genome assembly
AUGCAUCAGAGCUGUGGUACUAUUCUUAAUGUCUUUUCAAAAUACACCCCUGCUGGUUAUAACCCUGGUUCAACUGCCAAUUCCACCUCUAAUGAAGACCUUAGUAGGCCCCACUCCCAGUUUAAGGAAACUAAUGUUUACAUCACUGGCCAACAGAAGAACUCGGAGUUUUGUAAUCAAUUUUAUCGGUCUUAUUUUUUGCUGAUUGUGCAAGAAAUAUUUGAUGUGAUGACCGACAGUUUCCAUAAACUGGGAUUUAAGCUGCAUGUGUUGUUGUUGCAGCACUUAUUCUGCCUGGUGGAAUCUAGGUCAUUGACUGAGCCUUUGUGGGACACGUCAACUGUUUCGUAUCCGUAUCCAAACAACGGGAUGUCUGUGAGAGAGUACACUAUUAAGCUUCUUGGUGCCUCUUUUCCAAAUAUUCCAGCAUCUGAGGUUGCGAAAUUUGUGAAUGGACUGUGUGGGAACGUGAACCUAAUUACUUGA